Molecule: messenger RNA, 4477 nt
Organism: Misgurnus anguillicaudatus (oriental weatherfish)
Lineage: Eukaryota; Metazoa; Chordata; Actinopteri; Cypriniformes; Cobitidae
Gene: arhgap44a
Product: Rho GTPase activating protein 44a
Biological process (GO): positive regulation of GTPase activity; neurotransmitter receptor transport, endosome to postsynaptic membrane; signal transduction
Cellular component (GO): intracellular anatomical structure; dendritic spine; leading edge membrane
Molecular function (GO): protein binding; GTPase activator activity
Source: RefSeq, a predicted model, not a curated record
CUGCUGUCACUCUGCCGAUGCGAGAAUCGCCCAGCAGCAUCUCGAGCAGUCGAGCGCAGCGAAAAAUGCAUUGAAAUACGCAUCUUAGGACAUUUCCAUCCCUUUUCUGUCUGCCAUGAGGGCGUGUGAUAGGAAUAAUGUGGAUGUUUGCACCGGAGCACGGGCCUUUAUUUUGGGAGAAAUGCGGAUUGUUUUGCGCUUGAGGUCUUAACGCAGAAAAUAUAUUUUUAAAAUGAAGAAGCAAUUCAAUCGGAUGCGACAGCUCGCCAACCAGACCGUUGGCAGGGCAGAAAAAACAGAGGUCCUGAGUGACGACCUGCUACAGGUGGAGAAGCGUUUGGAUCUGGUGAAGCAGGUCUCUCACAGCACACAUAAGAAACUGACCGCCUGUCUGCAGGGUCAACAAAGCGCUGAUAUAGACAAGAAAUCAGUCAAAUCACCCGCGAAAAAACUGCCUCUGACAACACUCGCUCAAUGUAUGGUUGAAGGUGCGGCUGUUUUAGGAGACGACUCUCUUUUUGGCAAGAUGUUGAAACUCUGUGGGGAUACGGAGGAGAAGUUGGCCCAAGAGCUGCUUGUUUUUGAGUUACAGAUUGAAAGAGAUGUUGUGGAGCCUCUAUACGUGCUGGCUGAGGUGGAAAUCCCGAACAUUCAGAAACAGAGGAAACAUUUAGCCAAGCUUGUCCUAGACAUGGAUUCUGCAAGGACACGGUGGCAACAGUCAUCCAAAUCCUCGGGUCACCCCAGUAAUAUACAGCCGGGCGGAGCCAAGUCUGAUUCCCUGAGAGAGGAGAUGGAAGAGACAGCCAAUCGGAUGGAGAUCUGCAGGGAUCAACUAUCAGCAGACAUGUACAACUUUGUGGCCAAAGAAAUAGACUAUGCAAACUACUUUCAAAUGCUCAUAGAGGUUCAAGCAGAGUACCACAGGAAGUCUCUGGAGAUUCUUCAGGGUGUGCUGCCACAGAUCAAAGCACACCAGGAGGCCUGGAUAGAGAAGCCAUCAUAUGGGAAACCUUUAGAGGAACAUCUGGCCCUCAGCGGAAGAGAGAUCGCCUUUCCCAUUGAAGCUUGCGUCACCAUGUUGCUAGAGUGUGGCAUGCAGGAGGAGGGUUUAUUUCGUGUAGCCCCCUCAGCCUCCAAACUGAAGAAACUUAAGGCAUCUCUGGACUGCGGGGUUCUUGACGUUCAGGAAUACUCAGCCGAUCCGCAUGCUAUCGCAGGGGCGCUGAAAUCUUACCUUCGUGAACUUCCUGAACCUUUAAUGACCUUUGAUCUCUAUGAUGAGUGGAUUCAGGCCUCAAACAUUCAAGAUAUGGAUAAAAGGCUACAAGCCCUGUUAGCCACAUGUGAUAAACUACCUACGGACAAUCUGAACAACUUAAGAUAUUUAAUCAAAUUCUUAGCCAAACUCACAGAGUAUCAGGAUGCUAAUAAAAUGACACCAGGUAACAUUGCAAUAGUUCUUGGACCAAACCUCCUGUGGAUCAAUUCGGAAGGGAACAUGACAGAAAUGAUGACCACCAUGUCCCUGCAAAUCGUUGGCAUCAUUGAGCCGAUUAUCCAGCAUGCGGACUGGUUCUUCCCCGGAGAUAUUGAGUUCAACUUGACAGGCUGUUACGGCAGCCCGGUCCACACCAACCACAACUCCAACUACAGCUCCAUGCCGUCUCCAGACAUGGACCAAUCAGAUCGCAAGCAGCAGCACGACCAGGGUCGACGCCCACUCAGCGUUGCUACUGACAACAUGAUGCUGGAAUUUUACAAGAAGGAUGGCAGCAUCAGGAAAAUUCAAAGCGUGGGUGUCAGAGUGAUGGACACGUCUUGGGUGAAAACAAAAGGUUCCUCUACGCUGACCCGCAAAGCCUCAUCCACCCCUCCUGGUGCACAGCUGCCCGGUUCUCCCGCUGACACCCUGAUCACAGAACAGCCCGGCGAGCUGGCCACAUCUCCAAUUCCAACACCCCCUCUCGGAGACCGGGGCAGCUCAGACGACGUGUCGCCCAAUCGGCCGGAUUCCUCACAUGUCUAUACGUCCCACGUGGAGGAGCGGCCCCCUCCCCCUUACCCUUCCUCUUCCUCUCACUCCGUCCCUCAUCACUUCUACCCCAAACCACCUCCCUGCGCUCGGCCCGUAGCCCCCGGCCCCGAGUCUCAGCCUCCCAGCUCCCCUCCUCAACCCCUGCGCUGGGCCGGCUUCACCCCCCCUCAGCCACAGCUCCCACCCCAGCCACCCCCUUCCUCUUCCUCACUCGAUAUCAACUCCAACCCCAAACCUAGCUGCCUGCACUUCCCCAAACACGGCCCAGCGUGUGAUGCGCCACAUGCCGCGCCGCCUGACGCCAAUGCCUCUCCCCUCUACGUUAAAACUCCUCUCGUGCUGACCCGGCAUGACAUGUCCCUCGGAAACCCCCCUAGCCUCCCCUCCUCUGCUACCCCACCGUGGGCUGCCUGUCCAUGUGCCCGUGAGCGAGGACCCCCCAGGCUGACUAGCACUCUAAAGAGCAAGGAACUCUCUCCUGUGAUUGGCCACAAGGCUAUGCAGGCGGCAGGAGCAACAGUGCCCCCUGUCUGCGGUCAGCAGAGCAACAGUCAGUCUCCCCACUCGGCCGAGCACAGCCCACACACCUUACGCACAGCCUCUAAGAAACUUGCCCCUGUGCCGCCCAAGGUUCCAUACGGCCAGUCGGGGGGAAUGUCAGACCAAUCCACAGGUCAGCCGUCUCCGGUUAGCCUGUCCCCCACUCCCCCAAGUACUCCCUCGCCUUACGGUCUGGGCUGUCCACCUGGACAUGCGCCCGCCUCUUCCCCAGGCCAGACCCCAUUAGGGGGAACCCAUUCGUUGUCCUCUCCGCCCUCUCUGACCGGUACACUCACAAAGUCCAGGCCCACCCCAAAGCCCAGGCAAAGACCCAGCCUGCCCCCUCCCCAACCACCCACUGUCCCCUCUACGGUCCCCCAGCCCCUGGAGCAGGGUCUACUUGAUGGAUUGUCCCCCGGGGAGAGCAUGUCCACAGCUGUGUGAGGCCAGGGACUGAGUGUGGGCUGAAUGUGAGGGGGACAUUAGGGUAAGCCAGAACCUGCUGUGCCCGUGCCAUAGCCUCAUCUCACGCACGCCAUCUGGGCUGGUGCUGUCGCUGAAUCCGGGGCCUACCGCAGCCUUGCUCUGUCUCAUAUAUUAACUCUAUCUUUCUAUCUCUAGCUCUCUCAUUCUCUCGCAGUUUCUAGGGCUGUCUUGGGCUUCUCCAUUUUGUCAGUGUAGUUCUGUGCAUGGUGUGAGACUGGUCUGUGCAUGGCUUACGGCCUUACCUCUCAGAGAGACAUCGCACAUUUCAACAUUUCAACAGCGCUUAUGGCCCUGACCUCACAUCUUGUUUCAUACACUCAUGACCCCACCUCCAAUAGCCCCACUGUCACAAAGAGAGGCGGUUCCAGGUAAACCCGACCAAACUCUUUGCCUCCGCGAUUACUCCAUCCGCGUCCAUUUCAUUUACGCAUAGGGGAGGUCAUCACAAUCAGAAUACAGUUCACAAAUCUGCAUAGUCCAAUGACAAGAUUUUUGCUGUUACCACUUUGCACCCAUCUUGUUGUCUCUAUGUGGAGUUUUUUGGUCAGUGUGGUCGGUGUUUGGGGUAACGCACAUUACAUAACGCGAUACUUGCCUUACUUUCCAACUGGCAAGAAAAGUAACAUGUUAUUUUGUGAAUUCCCUGCAUAAUGAUAAUGUAUUACUUUUAAUUGUUUUAUUUUAUUAGUAAAGCAAUUCAUAACCUCUUUCUUCCCCAAAAACAAAAUUUUAGAUUUAUGUCCUGCUCACCUGAUCUUACAGGAAAAUGUACCUAUUUUUGUAUGAAUUCGCAACAAGUAAAUUGUACAGAAAGUUUGAAUGUUUAGUUAAGAAAAGCACGAAUGAAACUCCACCCUUAACCCCAAAAUAACGAGGCGUUUAAUGGUUAAACUUUUAAAAGUAACAGUACCCAACACUGAGGAUGGUUAAUAUUAAUCUGUUUGUCUUUCCUGAAAAUCUACAUAAAGCUUUAUGUGUUUAUAUUUCCCUUGGAUUUUGCACUAGGGCAGGUGUAGAGACCACUAUCGAAUGAAUCAAAUCUUCCUCCCCAAUGGCCCAAUUUGACUGAAUCCCUGUUUUACGUUCCCCUCUGUCGCAACAGAUUCAACACCCUUCGCUUACUUGACCUCUAACAGCAGCUUGAAAUCUGAAAGUACUUUUUGCUUUCUCUUUGUCUUUCAUCAUCGCCAUUUCCAUCGUUUUUCUGUUUAAACAUGUCUUUCUUCCUUCACCUUUGUGGCCAUCGCUCUCAUUUCCCAUGAUCCUCUAGCAGAUUUCUUCAGUUUGGAAAUCCCCUCCAUCAAUGUCAAUCUGGACAGCCUGCUGGACGAGUUCAGGGUGGUUCCAUGUCGGAGCUCCUUUGCCACGGUCAGUUCUCCGGAGGGGGAGUCUGUGUCCGAGGAGGAGGGCCAG